CUGCUAAUUAAUUACAUUGAUAGACUAAAGAUGAUUCAUAAACUGACGCAAUUUCCACACAAUUUCUAGACUAUAUGUCAUAUUUCAUGAUCAUGACCUAUUUGUGUUGAUGCAAUGUAUUCAUUUUUCAGGUAACUAAUUGCAGACAGAAUUUCCCUUUUUGUCUGCGACAAAAACUGUAUUGAUGCAACGUUGUGUGGUGCUUGGCUACAGCGCUAGUUAUGUGACAAUUUUUUCAUUUAUUUAAAUUUUUUGAUCAAAAUUCUAUCGUCGUGCAAUCUGUACGCACUGUAUAUCGUUAAACAAAUCUUCAGUACCGUGAUACCCUAUCCCUGAACACAAUGAGGGGGACAGACCAAGUUUCAGUUCCUAUCACGAGACCAGCGUUGACAGUGUCGGAUAAGCGGGAGUUAGGCGGCUACCAGACCCCACCCGAUGACGGUGUUGUGGUUCGUUGCCGUCGUUACGUGAGGAAGCAGUUGACAUGCUCGCCCUCUGAUGUCAGGGACGUCGUGAGCAAGAGGAUCCCGAUUCUGGGCUUGCUCCCGAACUAUGAUUUCAGGAGCUUACUCAUUGGAGACGCCAUCGCCGGUCUCACUGUUGCCAUCUUGCAGAUACCGCUGGGUAUGGGCUUUGCUCUGCUCGCGAACAUCCCGGCCAUCUGCGGUAUCUAUAUGGCGUUCUUCCCCGUGCUGGUGUACGCCGUGCUGGCCUCCUCGCAGCACAACUCCAUGGGAGCGUUUGCUGUCAUUACGCUGAUGACCGGCAAGGUGGUGAACGAGUACGCGACCUUCCCGGAAGGGUCGCCAGGGGCUCCUGGAAAUGCAACUGCUUUCCUAGCAUCUGUGAACGCAACGGCCUCGGCUGCGGCAGACAUGCCAGUCACUUACACGCCUGUCGAGGUCGCCACCAUCGUCUGUUUCAUGGUCGGAGUUUGGAGCGUUGUGCUGGGAAUGCUGAGCUUGGGCUCGGUGACUGUGUUCUUCAACGACAUGUUGGUGUCAGGCUUCAGUACGGGAGCUGCAGUGCACGUCAUGGUCUCCCAACUCAAAGAUAUAUUCGGCAUCAAAGUCACACCUUUCUCUGGACCUUUCAAGAUUAUUUAUACUUUGAGCGAUGUCAUCAGUAAGCUGCCAUCAGCGAACGUUGCAACUAUCGUCAUAUCUGCCGUGUCGAUGUUCAUUCUUUCGGUCAACAACGAGCAGCUGAAGCCGCGUCUUGCUAAAGUCACCAAAAUCCCAAUGCCAAUCGAGCUGAUCGUCGUCAUCAUUGGCACUGCAGUGUCUUACUCCAUCAAUGUCCAUGAAACUUACAGUGUGAACAUCGUCGGGGAAAUUCCUACUGGGUUGCCAAUGCCCGCCAUGCCGCCGUUUUCUCUGGCCGCGGCCGUGGCGGUUGACAGCCUCGUGAUCGCCAUCAUUGCGUACGCAGGAUCCUUCUCCCUCGCCAAGAUAUUUGCCACAAAACACGACUAUGAAGUUGACGCUAACCAGGAACUGUAUGCCAUGGGUAUUGGCAACGUGAUCAGUUCAUUCUUCUCGUGCGCUCCCAUGGCGGCGGCCAUAGCAAGAGUCCUCAUCCAAGACGCCGCUGGAGGCAUGACGCAGGUCGCUGGGCUUGUGUCCGCCUUCGUCAUCCUGUGGGUGCUGCUCUUCGUGGGGCCCAUCUUUGAAGUUUUGCCCAAGGCUUGCUUGGCCAGCAUCAUUGUAGUGGCUCUGAAGGAAAUGAUAAUGAAGGUCUUCGACAUGAUUGCGAUGUGGAAGGUCUCCAAGGUAGACUCUAUGCUUUGGACCGUGACGGCUUUGGCUGUCAUUCUCAUUGACGUUGACUUGGGCCUUCUUAUCGGUGUCUUGGUGGCGAUCUCUGUUCUCGUUGUUAGAGGCCAGCACCCGAAGAUAACCAAACUUGGCCAACUUCCCGGCACUGAUAUCUACGCGGACAUCGGCCAGUACAAAAAAGCAACGGAAGUGGAUGGGAUGGUCAUUUUGAGCGUUGAGGGUCCACUACAUUUCGCUAAUCGCGACAACUUUAAGGCGAAGCUUUUCAAAGGCUCUGGCAUCAACCCCGUAGCUUUGAAGAAAGAGAGAAUGGCCGAGGCUAAGAAGAAUCCUGAUUAUUCUGAUGACAUUUUAAAACAAAAUGACACGGCCCUCGUCUCUCCCCUCAUGAAGCAGAUCAAGUACCUCGUCUUGGACUGCCAGGGCGUGGACGCCUGCGACGCCCCAGCUGCUAAGUACCUCGCCAGGAUGCACGGCGUCUAUGGUGCCGUGGGAAUAACUCUGUGCUUGGCUUCCGUUUCGGAUGACGUGAUGCGGUCGCUGGAGGUGACGGGAGCGCUGGCCACCAUCACCGCCGGCCGUCUCUUCCACUCUGUACACGACGCCGUCACGUUACUCAGGGCUGAUAACACCCCUACAGCGGAAGAAGAUAUCGUGUCUCAAUUCUAAUCGAGCACGUACUGAGAGAAAAUUUUACUGAAGAACAAACUUACAGUAAUGCCUCACCUCUCGCGGGUGAUAGGUUCCCUGCGAUAGCAGAAAUCGGCGAUGGAGAUCAACUCAUUGUACUUAUUUAUGUAUUUACGUAUAUUGUGGUUGUUUGGUAUAUUUUCAUUGUUUUAAGUCUCUACAAACCCCUCAUAUACUCUCACUGCCGAUCGAUUCUCUGAGACCUAUGAACCAGUGACGAUCCGCUAAUAAUUUCCAUCAUUGAUUUAUAUACAGCGAUGAAGUGAAGCUGUCGUUGAUGAAGCGUUAUAAAGAGAAGAAUUACUGUAGUGCUGCGCUCAUUCCACGCAUACCAUGUAGUCUAUUAAACAAACCUCAGGUGAGGUUUUUUGGCAUCUUUACUCAUUGAUGUGAAAUAAUGAAAUCAGUAGAAAAUUAGGCCGAAUCUCAUCAUUAAUUUCACUUACGCAUAAUUAAAAUCAACGAUCAGUUAGAAGUCUAUUUGGUUUAAAUUUUUUAUUUCGGGGCAGUUCUAAUCGUUAACACAAAUAAGUCCACAAAAAAUACUUUUCCACGAAGAUGAACCUGGAACUCCCUUUCCUCAGCAGCAAUUGCAUAAUGAGUGGCCUUGUAAUCUGCAUCUUCUAGGAGUUGUAAAUAACCGUAUUGCUUUGUUGUUAAUAAUUAUCAUUUCCUUUCUUUUCCUUUCUGUUUAUUUUU
This is a messenger RNA of Hyalella azteca, 3167 nucleotides long. RefSeq names its product solute carrier family 26 member 6. Bases 342 to 2447 code for a protein of 701 amino acids. Gene Ontology annotation, biological process: transmembrane transport. Gene Ontology annotation, cellular component: membrane. Gene Ontology annotation, molecular function: sulfate transmembrane transporter activity; chloride transmembrane transporter activity; oxalate transmembrane transporter activity. Lineage: Eukaryota; Metazoa; Arthropoda; Malacostraca; Amphipoda; Hyalellidae. The transcript is spliced from 14 exons. The record is from RefSeq and is a predicted model, not a curated record.